UGAGCAGUUUUGGAGAUAGAAAGCAGUGGAGCAUUUGGGAAAAGCAGGAUCUGGGCCAGGCUGGAAUGACAGGUGGAUGGAGUAGGGGGCUGGCAGCCAACCCUGAAGUAUGGCUUAAUGUUUAAGAGUGUGGGCUCUGGAGUCAGACUGCCUGGAUUUGAAUCCGGGCUCUAUCAUUAGUGGCUGUGUGACCGUAGAUAUGUUACUUAACCUCUCUGGGCCUCAGUUUCUUUAAGUGUAAAAUGAAGAUAAAUUACAGUACCUAUAUCAUAUGGUUGUCUUGAAGAGUAAGCAGGUUAUUCAGUGUGAAGUGGUAACAAUGGUACCUAAAUGUACUAAAUGAUCUAUAAAUAUUAGCUGUUGUAUCUUGGAGAAGCCUCAAAUGCCAGAAUAAGGGACUUGGGCUAUCUCUUCUGAGCAGUGGAAGUUAUAGAUGAUGGUUCAUGCAUACAGGAGACAGUUGAUCAAAACUGGGCUUGAGCCGUGUGCUGGGAGGGGAGGUUUGAGAGAUUAGUGGGCAUGAUCCUGCAGUUCUGGCAGGGAGGAGAGGAACAUCUUGGAUGCCGGGGGUGGGCUGAGCUGGGGCUGAACCCUAGAGCGGCGGUGAUGUCAGGGCCACCGUCCCAGGCCCCGGAGGGAAGAGAAUUUGGGGUGGAGGGUGAGCAAUGGGUGGGAGCUCCCCCCAGGGCGGAGCCGAGCUCCACAGUGCUGCAGCCCGAGACCGGGCCUCGUGGGCGCAGCCUUCACGCCACAUCCAGCCCCCAGUGCAAAGCGCUCUGCUGCAAGGCUGGCAGGCCUGUUGCAGCUCAAGCUCCUGCACUGGUAGGGUCCCCCCCAGUACCCACCCCAGCCCAUUUCUGCCCUUUGCCUUCCCCUCUGCCAAAUAGGGGCUGGGGAGUACCCCUUUGCCUGUUUAUCAGCCAAGAGCCUCCAACCUUGUGCCCCCCAUAAUGAGACCAUUCUCUGGGUCCCAGCCACACCUAUUCCCCCCACAGCCUCCUCCAUGCCUCACCUUCGUGUUCCUUCCCGCCCGACUCCUUCCCUGUCUUCCCCACCUCUGUAGCUCUUCACCAUGCAGGCUCGGCUCAAGGCGCCUGGGCUCUGUCGCCACCUGGGUUCCCUGGCAGCCUGGUUGCCAUGGCACCAUGGGAGCAGUUCUGGUGGAACAACAGCUCUGGGAAACCAGGGCGGGCAAUCCCGGGGCCCAGCUCCUGCCACGCGUGGAGACCCCCCUGCCCCCUUUCCCCAGCUGAGCAGAGGAGGCCAUGAGGAGAAAAAGGAAGCUGCCCCGCAGGGCUGCUCUUUACCUGUGAGGAUGCUGCAUGGGAGGCGCCUCCCACUGUCGCUGCUCGCCCUGCCCUGCUGCUGGCCCUGCCCUCGCAGCCAGGGAACCCUGGGAACUGGCUUGGCCUGGCCUGGAGUUCAGGCACCAGGGGGCAGGGGCCAGGCUGCAGGGGGCAGGGCUGGUGUGGAGGGUGAUGCCCCAGGCAGUGACCUGAGCACAGCGGUUGAUAGUCCUGGGAGCCAACCCCCCUACCGGCUGAGCCAGCUGCCCCCAUCCAGCAGCCACAUGGGGGGCCCCCCUGCUGGAGUGGGCCUUCCCUGGGCUCAACGGGCACGCCUCCAGCCAGCCAGUGUCGCCCUGAGGAAGCAGGAGGAGGAGGAGAUAAAGCGCUCCAAGGCCCUAUCGGACAGCUAUGAACUCUCCACAGACCUGCAGGACAAGAAGGUGGAAAUGCUGGAGAGGAAGUAUGGGGGCUCCUUCCUGAGCCGCAGAGCUGCCAGGACCAUCCAGACAGCCUUCCGCCAGUACCGCAUGAACAAGAACUUUGAGCGGCUACGCAGCUCAGCCUCAGAGAGCCGCAUGUCCCGCCGCAUCAUCCUUUCCAACAUGCGGAUGCAGUUCUCCUUUGAGGAGUAUGAGAAGGCACAGAACCCCGCGUACUUCGAGGGCAAGCCUGCCUCGCUGGACGAGGGUGCCAUGGCUGGUGCCCGGAGCCACCGGCUUGAACGGGGGCUCCCAUAUGGGGGCUCCUGUGGUGGGGGCAUCGAUGGUGGUGGAAGCUCCGUCACCACAUCUGGAGAGUUUUCUAAUGACAUCACAGAACUAGAGGACUCCUUCUCCAAACAGGUAAAGUCUCUGGCUGAAUCCAUCGACGAAGCCCUGAACUGCCACCCGUCAGGGCCCAUGUCUGAGGAGCCAGGGUCAGCCCAGCUGGAGAAGCGGGAGUCAAAGGAACAGCAAGAGGACAGCUCGGCCACAUCCUUCAGUGACCUUCCCCUCUACCUGGAUGACACAGUUCCCCAACAAUCCCCUGAGCGACUGCCCAGCACAGAACCCCCACCCCAGGGCCGGCCCGAGUUCUGGGCGCCAGCCCCUCUCCCGCCAGUUCCUCCACCAGUGCCAUCAGGAACCCGGGAAGACGGUAGCCGUGAGGAAGGCACUCGCAGGGGUCCCGGGUGCUUGGAGUGCCGGGAUUUCCGGCUGCGGGCCGCCCACCUUCCCCUGCUUACCAUUGAGCCUCCUAGUGACAGCUCCGUGGACCUGAGUGACCGCUCAGAUCGCGGCUCUGUCCACCGCCAGCUGGUGUAUGAGGCUGAUGGCUGCAGCCCCCAUGGGACCCUGAAGCACAAGGGGCCACCAGGCAGGGCCCCGAUCCCACACCGCCACUACCCAGCCCCUGAGGGCCCAGCCCCAGCCCCACCAGGGCCCCUGCCACCAGCCCCCAACAGUGGCACUGGGCCCAGUGGUGUGGCUGGGGGUCGGAGGUUGGGGAAGUGCGAGGCAGCAGGCGAGAACUCUGAUGGUGGAGAUAAUGAGAGCCUCGAGAGCUCCAGCAAUUCCAAUGAGACCAUCAACUGCAGCUCCGGCUCCUCUUCUCGGGACAGUCUAAGGGAGCCUCCGGCCACUGGCCUGUGCAAGCAGACUUACCAGCGGGAGACAAGGCACAGCUGGGACUCGCCAGCUUUCAACAAUGAUGUGGUCCAGAGGCGGCACUACCGAAUCGGCCUCAACCUUUUCAACAAGAAGCCAGAGAAGGGUAUCCAGUAUCUGAUCGAGCGGGGCUUCCUGUCAGACACACCGGUGGGAGUGGCUCACUUCAUCCUGGAGCGGAAAGGCCUCAGCCGGCAGAUGAUAGGGGAAUUCCUAGGGAACCGGCAGAAGCAGUUCAACAGAGACGUGUUGGACUGUGUGGUGGAUGAGAUGGACUUCUCCUCAAUGGAUCUGGAUGAUGCACUCCGGAAGUUCCAGUCCCAUAUCCGGGUUCAGGGUGAGGCCCAGAAAGUGGAGCGACUCAUCGAAGCCUUCAGCCAGCGGUACUGUGUCUGUAACCCAGCCCUUGUGCGCCAGUUCCGGAACCCAGACACCAUCUUCAUCCUUGCUUUUGCCAUCAUCCUCCUCAAUACCGACAUGUACAGUCCCAGCGUCAAGGCUGAACGAAAGAUGAAACUAGAUGACUUCAUCAAGAACCUGAGAGGGGUUGACAAUGGUGAAGACAUCCCCCGAGACCUCCUGGUGGGCAUCUACCAGCGCAUCCAGGGGCGUGAACUGCGGACCAACGAUGACCAUGUGUCCCAGGUGCAGGCUGUGGAGCGCAUGAUUGUUGGAAAGAAACCAGUCCUGUCUCUCCCUCACCGUCGACUGGUUUGCUGCUGCCAGCUCUACGAGGUACCAGAUCCAAACCGCCCCCAGAGGCUAGGGUUGCAUCAGCGAGAGGUCUUCCUCUUCAAUGAUCUCCUUGUGGUCACCAAAAUUUUCCAGAAGAAGAAGAUCUUGGUGACGUACAGUUUCCGUCAGUCUUUCCCCCUCGUGGAAAUGCACAUGCAGCUCUUCCAGAAUUCAUAUUACCAGUUUGGGAUCAAGUUGCUGUCUGCAGUACCUGGUGGGGAGCGAAAAGUCCUCAUCAUCUUCAAUGCCCCCAGCCUCCAGGACCGGCUGCGCUUUACAUCCGACCUGCGCGAAUCCAUUGCGGAGGUGCAGGAGAUGGAGAAAUACCGUGUGGAGUCGGAGCUGGAGAAGCAGAAAGGUAUGAUGCGGCCUAACGCCUCACAGCCUGGAGGGGCCAAGGACUCAGUGAAUGGGACGAUGGCCCGCAGUAGCCUGGAGGACACUUACGGGGCAGGCGAUGGGCUCAAACGGGGCGCACUCAGCAGUUCCCUGCGAGACCUCUCUGAUGCAGGGAAGCGGGGGCGGCGUAACAGCGUGGGAUCGCUGGACAGCACCAUCGAAGGGUCUGUUAUUAGCAGUCCACGCCCUCACCAGAGGAUGCCACCUCCGCCCCCACCCCCGCCGCCAGAGGAGUACAAGAGCCAGAGGCCCGUCUCCAACUCCUCAUCCUUCCUGGGCUCCCUAUUUGGAAGCAAGCGGGGCAAGGGGCCCUUCCAGAUGCCACCACCGCCAACAGGCCAGGCCUCUGCCUCCUCUUCAUCUGCUUCUUCCACGCACCACCACCACCACCACCAUCACCACGGCCAUAGCCAUGGUGGCCUGGGGGUGCUGCCUGAUGGGCAGUCCAAGCUCCAGGCCCUGCAUGCCCAGUAUUGCCAAGGACCAGGCCCUGCCCCGCCCCCCUACCUCCCACCCCAGCAGCCAUCUCUUCCCCCACCUCCCCAGCAGCCCCCACCCUUGCCCCAGCUAGGCUCCAUUCCACCGCCUCCCGCCUCAGCCCCACCUGUGGGGCCACAUCGCCACUUCCACGCCCAUGGCCCAGUCCCAGGGCCCCAACACUAUACCUUGGGCCGGCCAGGCAGGGCACCCAGACGGGGAGCUGGAGGACACCCUCAGUUUGCUCCACAUGGCCGCCACCCCCUGCACCAGCCCACAUCCCCACUGCCCCUGUACAGUCCUGCUCCCCAGCACCCUCCAGCCCACAAACAGGGCCCUAAACACUUCAUCUUCAGCCACCACCCACAGAUGAUGCCAGCAGCAGGUGCGGCUGGGGGCCCUGGAUCCCGGCCACCAGGGGGCUCCUACUCCCACCCCCACCACCCCCAGUCACCACUGUCACCACACUCACCCAUCCCGCCCCACCCCUCCUACCCACCCCUUCCCCCACCCUCCCCCCACACCCCGCACUCACCCCUUCCGCCCACCUCCCCCCAUGGCCCGCUGCACGCCUCUGGGCCCCCUGGCACAGCCAACCCCCCUAGUGCAAACCCCAAGGCCAAGCCAAGCCGGAUCAGCACGGUGGUCUGAUGAAUGGAGAGAGUGAGCUGGGGAACAGGAAAGUCUGGGGAACCACAGGAGAGGGACCUUACACCCUCUUUGCUUCCUCGGUUUUUUCAAAAAUAUAUAUACACAUAGCAACGUCCUCCUCCCCAUGUCCUCCCUGCCUUGGGACCCGUCCCCUCACCCCCAGCAGUUGCCAUGGGGUUUCCUUCCAGAUUCAAGGAUCCUUGCCACUUGAAGCCUGGACUCAGGGUGCUCCAGCGCUGGGGAGUGGUGAGGGCCUUCCAGAGAUCCUCGUUCUCUUUCUCCUGUCUUCUUCUUCCCCACUUUUCCCUGGAGGUCUAGCUCUGUGGCCUCAGACCUCUGGGCCUGUGUGAGCUCCCUGUCAGCUCUGGCUGGCGGAGAAGGGCAGGUGUCCAAAGCUGUCGAGGUGAAGGCUUCCUCGGGGCUCCUCUGGCCGUGUGGGGCUAGGAGAGCGCUCUGUAGAGUUGUGGCCAAACCUCAGCUGGCUUGGCCCUCUCUCUGACCUCAGGGCCUGGCCACACACUUCCAUGUGUCUUUUUGCCUGCUGGAGGACACGGACUGUCGAUGCACUCGGUGGGUGGGACCCUGCUUAUGUUGGCCCCACGUGGGGCAGUGCUUCCUCUCUCGAGCCAGUCUAUGCCCUUUCUCCAGUAGGCCCCAGCCCAGACCUCUUCGGCUUCAGGAACUUGCCUCGCCCUGCAACGUUCUUAUCCUGAUCAAAGUCCAGACAGGUUUUGGGGGGGCUCAGGUCUGGGAUGAGAAGGGCACUGCCCUCCCUCACCCAUAUUGCAUGCCCCCCCAUUCCCUUACACCUACCCCACCUACAACUGAAGACAAUGCACUUUACAGAUAUCGCCCAUACACACCGCGCUGGGGCAGGGCACCCAGCAUCAGCCCUGGGGAGAGAGGCUCCCAAAGGGCCACCAUGAGCCCAAGAUGUCCUUCCUGAGGCAGAGAUUGAAGCCAUCAGAGCUGGGGUUGGGAGCCAGAAUGCCUGAGUCCUUCUGUCCAUCAGAAUCUCCGCUGCCUCUCCAGCCCUUUUGCAGCCCUGUUUAUUUAUUAUAAAUAUAUUUUUUACAAGCCCCAGCUCCUCUUCUUGCCCCGCAUAUCCAGCUCCUCACUCAGCUCCUGUCUCCCUCUCCCCUCUCCACCAUGGGCUACAGUACAGACAGACAGAGGGACCCUGGCUGUACGAAGGGCCAGGGACACUGGGGCUUGGGGGCGGGGGAGGGUGACAGUGGAAGGGGCUGUAUGGAGAGGAGCUGGGGUUCAGGCAUUGUCUUUUUUCCUCCUUGUAUAUAAGAAUGUAUAUUUGAUGCCUCAUAAAAGACCUUGUGCUCAC
This is a messenger RNA of Chlorocebus sabaeus (green monkey), 6536 nucleotides long. The record is from RefSeq and is a predicted model, not a curated record. NCBI's taxonomy places the organism in Eukaryota, Metazoa, Chordata, Mammalia, Primates, Cercopithecidae.